CCAACCAAUAGUCAACUACAAAAUCUUGAUUUAUUAAUUACUUCUCUUUUUAAGCAUUCUAAGCUUCACUCUUCUAUUUCUCCAUUACUUCACUGCUACUCACACCCAACUCAUUUCUCUUUCGUGGAUCCUGUCACGCCCUCCAGCUUCUAAAAAAAUUCCAAGGCUUGAAUCAUGGCCGAGGAGCUGGAGAAACCACUGUUGGAUCCUGAGAACUUUAACCGGGAAGGGAUUGAUUUGGAACGCUUGCCACUAGAGGAAGUUUUUGAACAACUGAGAACUUCCCGAGAAGGACUUUCAUCUGAAGAUGCUGAAGUCAGGUUGAAAAUAUUUGGCCCAAACAAACUUGAAGAGAAGCCAGAGAACAAGUUUUUGAAGUUCCUUAGUUUUAUGUGGAAUCCAUUAUCAUGGGUUAUGGAAGCUGCAGCUGUAAUGGCUAUCGUGCUCGCUAAUGGUGGAGGAGAAGGUCCUGACUGGCAGGACUUUGUAGGAAUUAUUUGCUUGCUGCUGAUCAAUUCAACAAUUAGUUUUAUAGAGGAAAAUAAUGCUGGAAAUGCUGCAGCUGCACUAAUGGCUCAUUUGGCACCCAAAACAAAGGUCCUCAGAGAUGGAAGAUGGAAAGAGGAAGACGCAGCAAUUUUAGUACCUGGAGAUAUAAUUAGUAUUAAGCUUGGGGAUAUCAUCCCUGCAGAUGCUAGACUACUUGAAGGCGAUCCGCUAAAAAUUGAUCAGUCAGCUCUCACCGGAGAAUCACUUGCAGUCACCAAGAGGACAGGUGAUGAAGUAUUUUCAGGUUCAACAUGCAAGCAUGGUGAAAUUGAAGCUGUGGUUAUAGCAACUGGUGUUAACACCUUUUUUGGAAAAGCAGCACAUCUAGUUGAUUCUACUAUAGUUGUCGGACACUUCCAGCAGGUCCUUACCUCCAUUGGGAACUUCUGCAUCUGCUCUAUAGCUGUGGGAAUGGUUCUUGAAAUCAUUGUCAUGUUCCCAAUACAACAUCGUUCGUAUAGGGAUGGAAUCAACAACCUUCUUGUUCUCUUGAUUGGAGGAAUACCUAUAGCAAUGCCAACCGUGUUAUCUGUCACACUUGCAAUUGGUUCUCACCGGCUAUCUCAACAGGGUGCCAUUACAAAGAGGAUGACUGCAAUUGAAGAAAUGGCAGGAAUGGAUGUCCUUUGCAGUGACAAAACUGGAACUCUUACCUUGAAUCGCCUCACAGUUGACCGAAACCUUAUUGAGGUUUUCAACAAAGAAAUGGACAAAGAUAUGAUUGUCCUGCUUGCAGCCAGAGCAUCAAGAUUGGAGAAUCAGGACGCUAUUGAUGCAGCCAUCGUUAACAUGCUUGCCGAUCCAAAGGAGGCACGGGCAAACAUUAAAGAAGUUCACUUUCUGCCUUUCAAUCCAGUGGACAAACGUACUGCAAUUACAUAUAUUGAUUCUGAUGGUAACUGGUAUCGUGCCAGCAAAGGAGCUCCUGAGCAGAUCCUACAUAUGUGCCAAGAAAAAGAUAAGAUUGCUGAAAAAGUUCAUGUCAUCAUUGACAAAUUUGCUGAAAGAGGCUUGCGAUCUCUUGGAGUUGCAUUUCAGGAAGUACCUGAAAAGAGAAAGGAUAGUCCCGGAGGUCCUUGGACUUUUUGUGGGUUGUUGCCCUUGUUUGAUCCUCCUAGGCAUGAUAGUGCUGAGACCAUCCGCAGAGCGCUUAAUCUUGGUGUCUGUGUUAAGAUGAUUACAGGUGAUCAGCUGGCAAUUGCAAAAGAAACAGGAAGACGACUAGGCAUGGGAACCAACAUGUACCCAUCUUCUUCGCUGUUGGGUCGGGAUAAGGAUGAAAAUGAAGUUCUUCCAGUAGAUGAGCUCAUUGAGAUGGCAGAUGGCUUUGCCGGUGUAUUCCCUGAACACAAAUAUGAAAUUGUGAAAAUCCUGCAAGAAAAGAAGCAUGUAGUUGGGAUGACUGGAGAUGGUGUAAAUGAUGCACCUGCUUUAAAGAAAGCAGAUAUUGGAAUAGCGGUAGCAGAUUCCACAGAUGCUGCAAGAAAUGCUGCUGAUUUGGUCUUAACUGAGCCUGGGUUAAGUGUGAUUGUUAGUGCUGUCUUAACAAGCAGAGCUAUAUUCCAGAGAAUGAAGAACUAUACAAUAUAUGCUGUCUCCAUUACCAUUCGUAUUGUGCUUGGUUUUGUGCUUCUUGCCUUGAUAUGGGAAUAUGACUUCCCUCCUUUCAUGGUUCUGAUAAUAGCCAUACUUAAUGAUGGGACUAUCAUGACUAUUUCGCAAGACCGAGUUAAGCCGUCUCCAAGGCCUGACAGUUGGAAACUUCCUGAGAUAUUUGCAACUGGUAUUGUUAUUGGGACAUAUCUUGCGUUGAUUACCGUGUUGUUUUACUGGGUUGUGAUCGACACGGAUUUCUUCGAGAACACCUUCAAUGUAAGAUCUCUAUCAAGCAAUACUGAAGAAGUCUCUUCUGCAGUAUAUCUGCAAGUCAGCAUAAUUAGCCAAGCUCUCAUAUUCGUCACUCGCAGCCAAAGUUGGUCAUUUAUGGAGAGGCCUGGAACUCUAUUGAUGUGUGCAUUUAUAGUGGCUCAAUUGGUGGCUACUUUGAUUGCGGUUUAUGCACAUAUUAGCUUUGCUUACAUUAGCGGAAUUGGAUGGGGAUGGGCUGGUGUUAUUUGGUUAUACAGUUUAAUCUUCUAUAUACCACUUGAUAUUAUCAAGUUCAUAGUUCGUUAUGCCUUGAGCGGAGAAGCAUGGAAUCUUUUAUUCGACAGAAAGACUGCUUUUACUUCAAAGAAAGAUUAUGGAAAGGAAGACAGGGCAGCUCAGUGGGUUUUGUCUCAGAGGAGUCUGCAAGGAUUGAUGGCUGCAGAUUUAGAGUUCAAUGGCAAGCGAUCUCGAUCUUCUUUGAUUGCUGAACAGGCCAGGCGGCGAGCUGAAAUAGCUAGGCUAGGAGAGAUUCACACCUUGAAAGGACAUGUAGAAUCAGUAAUAAGGCUUAAGAAUUUGGAUUUGAAUGUUAUUCAAGGAGCUCAUACAGUUUGAAGCAAACAUUGUAUCAUCCAAUUCUCUAUUUUGAAGAACUUGGCAGAAGCAAGUUGCUCUCAGAUGAUAAAAAUUUCUGUAAUAUAAUCAGCCAAAAGAAUUGAAAUUUGUUAUUCGAGAGUAUCAUUUGGGAUUAGCAUUUUUUGAGGUCCAGGAGUCAGGACAAAAUCUGAAGAGGGUAUCUUCAAGAAAUAAUGUCAUGUUGCUUCAUAUUAUGUAUUGCAAUUUUUUCUUUUCCUUUU
Messenger RNA from Jatropha curcas, 3275 nucleotides. RefSeq names its product ATPase 10, plasma membrane-type. Gene Ontology annotation, biological process: proton export across plasma membrane. The record is from RefSeq and is a predicted model, not a curated record. Gene Ontology annotation, cellular component: membrane. NCBI's taxonomy places the organism in Eukaryota, Viridiplantae, Streptophyta, Magnoliopsida, Malpighiales, Euphorbiaceae. Gene Ontology annotation, molecular function: ATP hydrolysis activity; ATP binding; P-type proton-exporting transporter activity.